GUUAUUUUCACAAUGUGGUAUGUUGGGUUGGAUCUCUCAGAAAAGGUAUUGGGUGAAGCUUCCACUUGCCAAAAUAUGUACCUUUUUGUGGCCUUCUGGUAAUAGAGCUAUUUAAGUGCUUGUGUAACUGAGUUGAGCAAUGAAUUUAGAUCUUUUUUCUUUCUACCAAUGAGAAUGUGGAGUUAGUGUACUGUCGAGGCCUUGGAUGUUGGAUGCUUCUAAUAAUAUGGCUUUGAGCACCAUUUUCGCUUUAUGAUAGAACUGCAGAAGCCAGACCUGUCAUUCUCUUAUUGAAUUUGAACUACGAAAUGAGAGUGUGUGAUGGGCAUAGAAGAUAGUAUGAGAAACACUUUUUUGCUUACUGUCACUUGCUCAAUAUUGUUUGACCUUUCAUUUUUACGCAUAAACCAUGCUUUUCAAUCAGAAGCAUAAUUGUAUUGAGAGCAUUGAGUUUCCCUAGGACUCAUUUCAUUUUAUUUCUAGAAAUCAUUCUUUCAUUUUUACACUAUUUUCUUCUUUCCCUUUUUGAAUUGGUUGAGUUAAUUGUUGCUCUUGUUAUAUCCUCCUUUUUCUAUCUAGAACAUCCAUGGUUACAGAAUGCAAAGAAGGCUCCAAAUGUUCCCUUAGGGGAUAUAGUGAGGACACGUCUCAAGCAGUUUUCUGUGAUGAAUAGAUUCAAAAAGAAAGCUCUACGGGUAAUUGCAGAGCACUUAUCAGUUGAAGAGGUGGAAGUUAUAAGAGAUAUGUUUACAUUGAUGGACACUGACAAUGAUGGGAAAGUAACGUAUGAUGAACUGAAAGCUGGGCUUCGGAAGGUCGGAUCACAAUUGGGUGAACCAGAGAUAAAGUUGUUGAUGGAAGUGGCUGAUGUUGAUGGAAACGGAGUACUGGACUAUGGAGAAUUUGUAGCAGUGACAAUACACUUGCAGAAGAUGGAAAAUGAUGAACAUUUUCGCAGAGCAUUUAUGUUUUUUGACACUGAUGGAAGUGGAUUCAUUGAGCUGGAUGAAUUACGGGAGGCCUUAGCUGAUGAAUCAGGGGAAACUGAUAUUGAUAUAGUAAAUGAUAUCAUGCGUGAAGUUGACAAUGACAAGGAUGGGCGUAUCAGUUAUGAUGAGUUUGUUGCCAUGAUGAAAGCUGGCACAGAUUGGAGAAAGGCGUCUCGACAGUAUUCAAGAGAGAGGUUCAAGAGUUUGAGCCUUAACCUGAUGAAAGAUGGUUCUCUGCAUCUCCAUGAUGCAGUUACAGGCCAAUCCAUAGCUGUAUAAUCUGCAUGGUUCAUGAUCUUGCUUUUUUUCCACCCACCAUCCGCUUCUCACCUCUUGUUGAUAAAACAGUUUAUACAUGAAAAGUAAGGCAUUAAUGGCUUCACAGAGUGUUGCAUUCAGGUUCAUGAACAGGCUUUUAAAGCCAAGCAAAAUAUUCUUUGAUCAUCAAUGUUCAUAUCAGCCGGUUUUUGGGUGGCCUUUUGGUUGCAAUCGAAGUGUGAAUCAGAGGCUGCUUAUCUGUCAGAAUUGUUAGCUGUUGGUAGAUAUGGAUACACUCCUCUUGUAUGUAUAACUAUUUUUGGUGUCAUUGUGUUUGAUGAUUUUACUUAAAUUAGUAUUUGUACUGCUGUAUUUUUGUUUAGCAGAAUCUAUUUUUAGGGUUUGUUUAUGGGAAUUGUAAGCUUUGAAGAAGAAAUUCUAAUUAAUGUGUGUUUCUGCA
Molecule: messenger RNA, 1707 nt
Organism: Rubroshorea leprosula
Lineage: Eukaryota; Viridiplantae; Streptophyta; Magnoliopsida; Malvales; Dipterocarpaceae
Source: the annotation of a GenBank genome assembly